This is a messenger RNA of Camelina sativa (false flax), 1536 nucleotides long. Its product is annotated as protein RMD5 homolog. Gene Ontology annotation, cellular component: nucleus; cytoplasm; GID complex. Gene Ontology annotation, biological process: proteasome-mediated ubiquitin-dependent protein catabolic process. NCBI's taxonomy places the organism in Eukaryota, Viridiplantae, Streptophyta, Magnoliopsida, Brassicales, Brassicaceae. The record is from RefSeq and is a predicted model, not a curated record. Gene Ontology annotation, molecular function: protein binding; ubiquitin protein ligase activity.
AAAGAGAUGAGAAAUGAAAUAAAUACUUUCAAAGAAAAGCUCUGAAGAAAAUCGAAAUCGGCGGCGAAUUCAUCUUUCUCCUUUUUUUUCCGGCGGUUAUUAUCUUCAUCAGAUUUUUUAACAGAGUGUCUGAGACCUUUUCUUGUUGAUCACUAGUGUGAUUGAGAUUAAUCUUAGUUAAGAGAAUGGAGCUAAAGACUGUGAGAGAUGCGUUUGAUCGUGUUACCAAAAAGCAGAAGCUUUGCUAUAGCAAAACUCAGGAAGUUGUGGAUAGAUUAUCUCAAGAAAUCGACAAGGCGUUGAACACGAUUCAGGAAGCACCCAGUGGCUCCUCAGAUGAUGAUGAACCGCUUCAUCACAAGUCCCUUGUUGCUGCUCUGAAGAAAACUUUUAAGGAGAUUGCUCCUACCAAACAAGUGGAAGCCACUCAGAAGGAACUAAGUGGAGCUCUGAACAAAUACCCUAAAGCUCUGGACAAAACUCUGAAUCCAGACAUAACGACGGCUUACAGAAACGUCGAGUUUGAUCGUCAUGCCCUUCACCAGGUAAUAGCUGGUUUUUUCUACAGGCAAGGCAUGUUCGACAUUGGUGAUAGUUUCAUCUCCGAGUCUGGUGAGCCUGAGCCUGAUUCUUCUGCUACAAAACCCUUCAUGGAAAUGCAUAGGAUUCUUGAAGCCAUGAGAAAAAGAGAUCUCGGACCAGCUCUUAAGUGGGUUGCCGCAAACUCUGACAAGCUAGAGCUAGCAAAGUCGGAUCUCGAGUUGAAACUUCACAGCCUUCACUUCCUGGAAAUAGCGCAAGACAAGGACACCAAAGAAGCUAUCAACUACGCGAGGAAACACAUCACUGCAUAUUCAGAUAGAUGUUUCCCAGAGAUCCAGAAACUCAUGGGCUCUCUUUUAUGGAACAGAAACCUCGAUAAAUCCCCAUACGCAGAGUUCCUCUCGCCCGCGUUAUGGACCAACGCUGCCAAGGAUCUAACCCAACAAUACUGCAACCUACUCGGUGAAUCAUCAGAGAGUCCUUUAGUUGUAACACUUGCAGCUGGUUCAGAAGUUUUACCGACGUUUUUGAAAUACUUGAACUUGCUGCCAGAGAAAAGGAAAGAAUGGCAAACAAUGGAGCAACUUCUUGUACCUGUGAAACUCCCUGAAGAGUAUCGUUUCCACUCAGUCUUUGUCUGUCCUGUCUCUAAAGAACACUCGAGUGAAGAUAAUCCGCCGAUGAGAAUGAGUUGCGGUCAUGUCAUUUCCAACCAGACUAUCAACAGGAUGUCGAGGAAUGGAGCAAAGUCGUUCAAGUGUCCUUAUUGUCCAACAGAGGUAGAUCCUUCCCAAUGUAAACAGCUCUAUUUUUAGAGUAGUACUCUUAUAACUCUCUUUCACAACUUCUUAUGCUACAUUUCUUAAAGAAGUUAGAAAAAAUGUUUGGGAUCAUGAUCUUUUUGUCUCAAUAUGAGCUCUGUUUUUUAAAAAAUCAAUGAUCUUUUUGUAGAAAAAUGUUUGGGUUUGUGUAUAAAAGUUAUAGUUCUCUGUA